Elaeis guineensis (African oil palm) is the source of this 4570-nucleotide messenger RNA. RefSeq names its product probable UDP-N-acetylglucosamine--peptide N-acetylglucosaminyltransferase SPINDLY. NCBI's taxonomy places the organism in Eukaryota, Viridiplantae, Streptophyta, Magnoliopsida, Arecales, Arecaceae. The record is from RefSeq and is a predicted model, not a curated record. Gene Ontology annotation, molecular function: protein binding.
GGGCAGAGAGAGAGGUGGGGGCCCGGGGUCGGUGACGAGCGAGGGCGCAAGGCUAGCGUCGACGGGCACGGGAAAGAAAAAGAGAGGAGGCUCCGACACGCCCCCCACGCUCCCCGUUAGUAGGAGCCAAGAAUAUAUAAAGUGAGGCCGCAGUGGAAAGGGAGAAGAGAAAGCGAGAAGAAAAAGAGAGCCAAAGAAAGAAAGAAAGACCUCCUCCCUCUUUCCCUCUCUCUCUCUCUCCCCCGUCCGUCGCCACGCGCUCAAAACCCUCGCAUCUCCAUUAUUCGAAACCCCUCCCAUGUGAGCCUCUCCAAGCGCCGUCGCGAUAAGUUCUCUCCCCCGGCUCGACCCACUCCUUCUCCAAUGGGAGCUUUGAAUCCCUAGUCCCUCUUUUGUCGUCUGCGUCUUGGUCGCUCUAUCUUGCAGUCUUUCUUCGUUGUCUCUUGAGGAAUUACUUUUGAUUUUUGGAUUUCUGCAUUAGCUCUGGUGCUUUGGAAACAUUUUUUUAGCUAUUUUUAAAGUUUCUAUCUGUUUUUUCUGAUAUUUUUGGCCUCUUCCUUUUUUGGUUUUAUUUAGUGUUGAAUGGAAGCUGUUCGAUAGUUGUCUUGUUGAAAGCCCUGAUGUUACGCACAUCCUCUUGCUUUUUUUCGAUUGGUCUGUUUGUCGAGCAAAGCGAGGGUUGUGAUCGCUCUGUAUUUUUUUUUUGGGUUGGAGAUGGAGGUGUUAGAAGUAGUUUGCUGAUAAGGUCGGAUGCGAGUAGUAGUGUGUUAAGUUCUGCAUUCACGCUCUAACUCUCCGUUUUUUUUUUUUCAAAGUUCUGAUAGUAUUACUAAAAUCUUUAGAGUAUGAUUUGAAUUCAAGGUUGAAUAUUUGGUGAAGUACAAUGUGAAAUUUUUGUUUUUUAUUUUUUGUUAAUCAAUGGGCAUUGAAACACUUAAUUACUUAAGUGCAAGGAUUGAGUUAGUUAUUUGAUCAUGAUGCCAGAAAACACGGUUAUUUAUCUGCUUGUUUCCCAAAUUUUAGAUCCAAGUCUAAGUUCAAAGACUUGAUUUUGGUACUGUUUCUUGGUAAAAGAAUUGAUUGUCUGUAUCACCUUUUUUGUUCUCUAUUGUUUCCAGAAACGGAACUGGAAGUGCUUAUCAAAUGGCAUGGACGAAGAUGAAUGUUGGUAAUGGGAGAGAGGGCGAUGCCGUGGCAUCAGAGAAUGGGUGCUUAAAAGGGCUGAGGUCUUCCUCCGAUGGAGUUGUACCACCAACCCAACUUCCUCCUCUUAAGAAGAGGUUUGAAGGGAAAGAUGCGCUCUCAUAUGCCAACAUCCUUCGGUCGCGAAACAAGUUUCCAGAUGCACUUGCAUUGUAUGAUAGCAUCCUUGUGAAGGACAGCGCCAAUGUGGAGGCCUUGAUAGGCAAGGGGGUAUGCCUCCAGAUGCAGAAUAUGAUGCGGCAAGCAUUUGAGAGCUUUAUGGAAGCCAUUAGGCUGGAUCCACAGAAUGCAUGUGCCCUUACUCACUGUGGAGUUAUUUACAAGGACGAAGGUCACCUGAUGGAGGCUGCUGAGUCAUAUCAGAAGGCUUUAAAGGCAGAUCCUUCGUACAAACUUGCUGCAGAAUGCCUUGCCAUUGUCUUAACAGAUCUUGGCACCAGUCUAAAACUUGCUGGUAACACUGAGGAGGGCAUUCAGAAAUAUUGUGAAGCUCUAAAAGGAGACUGCCACUAUGCGCCUGCAUAUUAUAACCUUGGAGUGGUUUACUCUGAGAUGAUGCAAUAUGAUUUAGCUCUGAGUUGCUAUGAAAAGGCUGCCUUAGAGAGGCCCUUGUAUGCUGAAGCAUACUGCAACAUGGGAGUUAUAUAUAAGAACCGUGGGGACUUGGAUGCAGCCAUUGCUUGCUACGAAAGGUGUUUGACUAUUUCUCCAAACUUUGAGAUUGCUAAAAACAACAUGGCAAUUGCUUUGACAGAUUUGGGAACAAAGGUUAAACUGGAAGGUGAUAUCAACCAAGGAGUGGCAUACUACAAGAAAGCAUUGUAUUACAAUUGGCACUAUGCUGAUGCGAUGUAUAAUCUUGGUGUUGCAUAUGGCGAAAUGCUGAAAUUUGACAAGGCAAUUGUAUUUUAUGAACUUGCACUACACUUCAAUCCUCAUUGUGCGGAGGCAUGCAACAAUUUAGGAGUAAUUUAUAAGGAUAAAGAUAAUCUCGACAAAGCUGUGGAAUGUUAUCAGAUGGCUUUAUCAAUUAAACCUAACUUCUCACAGUCAUUAAACAACCUUGGAGUUGUUUAUACUGUUCAGGGUAAAAUGGAUGCUGCUGCAAGCAUGAUUGAGAAAGCCAUUGUAACCAAUCCUACAUAUGCAGAAGCGUAUAAUAACUUAGGGGUGCUUUACAGAGAUGCAGGCAAUAUUUCUCUGGCUAUAGAGGCAUAUGAGAGAUGCCUUCAGAUUGAUCCUGAUUCACGUAAUGCAGGCCAGAACCGAUUGCUUGCUAUGAACUAUAUACAUGAGGGCUCAGAUGAUAAGCUUUUUGAGGCUCACAGUGAAUGGGGAAGGCGCUUUAUGAAGCUAUAUCCACAGUACACCAGUUGGGAUAAUCCCAAGGAUACAGAACGGCCACUAGUAAUUGGAUAUGUGUCCCCUGAUUAUUUUACUCAUUCUGUGUCAUAUUUCAUAGAAGCUCCCCUUUCACACCACGACUAUACAAAUUACAAGGUGGUCGUGUACUCUGCAGUUGUGAAGGCAGAUGCCAAGACCCUUAAAUUUAAGGAUAGGGUCUUGAAAAAGGGUGGAUUAUGGAGAGAUAUUUAUGGGAUUGAUGAGAAGAAGGUUGCUAGCAUGGCUAGAGAUGAUAAAGUUGAUAUAUUGGUAGAACUCACAGGUCAUACUGCAAACAAUAAAUUAGGAAUGAUGGCCAGCCGGCCUGCCCCUGUUCAGGUAACUUGGAUUGGAUACCCAAAUACAACUGGUUUGCCUACAAUUGACUACAGAAUUACAGACUCAUUAGCUGAUCCGCCUGCUACCAAGCAGAAGCAUGUUGAAGAGUUGGUUCGUCUACCUGAAUGUUUUCUUUGCUAUACGCCUUCCCCAGAAGCUGGUCCUGUUUCUCCAGCACCAGCUCUUUCCAAUGGGUUCAUUACCUUUGGGAGCUUCAAUAAUUUAGCAAAGAUAACACCCAAAGUAUUGCAAGUUUGGGCAAGGAUAUUAUGUGCGCUUCCAAAUUCCCGACUUGUAGUCAAGUGUAAACCCUUCUGUUGUGAUAGUGUAAGGCAAAGGUUUCUUUCCAUGUUGGAGCAACUGGGACUGGAACCUUCACGUGUCGAUCUUUUACCUUUAAUUCUUCUGAACCAUGACCAUAUGCAAGCAUAUUCUUUAAUGGAUAUCAGCUUGGAUACAUUUCCAUAUGCAGGAACAACAACUACAUGCGAGUCUUUAUACAUGGGGGUUCCAUGUGUUACAAUGGCUGGUUCAGUACAUGCUCACAAUGUUGGUGUCAGCCUUCUCACUGAAGUUGGGGUUGGGCAUUUGAUUGCCAGAACAGAAGAGGAAUAUGUCCGGUCAGCAUUGCAACUGGCCUCUGAUAUCCCAGCUUUAGCAGAGCUGAGAAUGACUCUUCGGGAACAAAUGAAGAAGUCACCAGUGUGUGAUGGAGCAAAAUUCACACGAGGGCUAGAGUCUGCAUACAGAAGCAUGUGGCACAGGUAUUGUAAUGGUGACAUGCCAGCCCUCAGGCUCAUGGAGUUGAUGCAACAACAGCAGCCACUUUCAGAGCAAGUUUCAAUAAAAUUUUCUGAACCCAAAGCAGAUACUGCACAAGAAAAUCACAUUGGGCCAGUGAAGAUGAAUGGUGCGAGUUCCGUUGCAUCAUCCACCCCAAACCCUUCCAGCUGCAAGGAAAAUGGAAACUGAUGCAGAUAUUGAAGAGCUGGGUUUAUUUGCAAGUGCUUUGCCUGCAGAGAUGUGUAUUUAUGCAGGAAGAACAUACUGCCGUCAAGACCAAAACCAUGGAGCAUUGCAUGCUCAAAUUGUUGGGUUUUUCAACCUUUAAUUCACAAAAGUUUGUUGGAACAAUGCUGUUUAUGUAAGAGAUGGCAAUGGCACGGCUCGGUCAGUCAACAAAUGGAGCAUAACCAUGAUGGAGGCAGGCAGGAGCUGUUACGAAAUUUUUAUUAGUAGAAGAUGAACCUCAGGGUUGGGGAUAGUGCCGAGGCUCUAGGCAUGAUUGUUAGAGGGGCAUUUUCAGACUGAUAAGAAAAUCAUAUACUAGGUUUGUAAAUUUAGAUGCAGGCAAUCUUAGAAAAAUGAAUUAAUUGCAACUUUCGUUCAGAUUACAGAUAGGUUGAUCCUUGAAGCAGUGGCACCAUUGGAAGUGCCAGUAGAUUUGUUUAAUAGCGAGUGUGAAUUUCUCCUCCGUUAUUUUCUUGUCUUUUCCCUUUUCAAAGCUCUGUUGUUAUCUAUUCUACUUCUAUUUAUCCAUCAACAUACGAUGGAAAAGGCUUCAAGGCAGUGUGAUGGAAUGCUGGGAUCAUCACAAUACUUGCAAUGAAAUUUAAGAAUCAUGUUCAUGAUAUCUUCGCAUAAA